This is a messenger RNA of Rubroshorea leprosula, 1772 nucleotides long. The record is from the annotation of a GenBank genome assembly. Lineage: Eukaryota; Viridiplantae; Streptophyta; Magnoliopsida; Malvales; Dipterocarpaceae.
AAGGAACAUAUAUGCCUUCCAAACCCAUUUCCAUUCAUGCUUAAUCAUGGACUUCACAAGGUUAGUUUUUGUGGGUGUUUGUUUGUUUGCUCUGUUUCUUUUUCCCAUCAAUGGAAUCCGUUUGUUCACCGAGAAAGUUACAGAAAAGGGUUUUGAUAUGUCUAUGGAGUUGUUGGAGGCACCGGAGUAUCAGAAUGGACCUGAAUGUCCCAUGUUGUCGAGAAGUAGUUUCUUCUUCUCUCGUUCCGAUCCUCUGCUGGUUCGUAUAGCAAUGACCCUCGAUCCUGAGUACUUGAGGGGCACCAUGGCUGCAGUUCACUCUGUUCUCAAGCAUUCUUCCUGUCCGGAUAACAUUUUCUUUCACUUUCUCGCUUCCGAUUCCAGCUCAGUCAGGCCGAAUGAUUUCAUUCCUCUUCUGCACUCUGCAUUUCCUUCUUUGGGUUUCAGGGUCUAUGAAUUCAAGGAAAGUUUGGUUAACAAUCUCAUUUCAUCGUCAAUCCGUCAAGCUCUUGAGAACCCUUUGAACUAUGCUAGAAUCUUCUUGGCUGAAAUCCUUGAUCCCUCCAUCCGGCGAGUAAUCUAUCUCGAUUCCGAUGUCAUUGUCGUCGACGAUAUUCAGAAGCUAUGGAGUACUUCUCUAUCUGGGUCGAGAACUAUCGGAGCUCCCGAGUAUUGUCAUGCAACUUUCACCAAGUACUUCACCGGCGAGUUCUGGUCUGACCCUGAGUUGGCCGGAGUUUUCACCGGGAAAAGGGCUUGUUAUUUCAACACGGGGGUGAUGGUGAUGGAUUUAGAGAGGUGGAGAGAGGGAGAGUACACAAGGGAGAUCUUGAAAUGGAUGAAGGUUCAGAAGGAAAGGAGGAUUUACGAGUUGGGUUCUCUUCCGCCUUUUUUGUUGGUGUUCGGAGGAGAUGUGGAGGCCAUUGAUCAUAGGUGGAAUCAGCAUGGGCUUGGGGGAGAUAAUGUGGUGGAUAGUUGCCGGAAUUUGCAUCCGGGCGGCGUGAGUUUGCUGCAUUGGAGUGGUAAGGGAAAGCCAUGGGCCAGGCUUGAUGCUAAGAACCCCUGUCCAGUUGAUCAUCUCUGGGAACCUUAUGAUCUCUUCAGAAAACCAGAACAAAAAUCCCUAUCGAGUAGUAUGUAGUUCUAUUUUUUAUUUUUCCAUUCAUUUUGUGGAUGUCAUACAUUCUUUUUGACAAACUUAAACUCAUUGUUUUGUACACAUGAUAGAAAAUUUAAUGGAAGAGAGACUUCUUGAAUCCUGUCUGUUUCAUGAGAAUUUGAUUGUUUUGGUGUCAUAGGCCCUAGGGAAGAAAUUAGGAGAAAGUCCUGUAGGGUAUUUGAUGUCAUUUUCUCAAGUAGAUAUUAUCCCUCUAUGAAAAUAAUGCAGAAAGGCUGGUUGUAGAAAAAAUGGAGCAUGAUAAUUGCUAUUGGUGUUUCCUGUAAAAAUAAUGUCAUACAAAUCAAUCAAAGGAAAAGGAUGUACAAGGCUCAUAUAUUUUUCACAACAAUCCAACUGCACAACUUAAAUGCAAUCUGUUCUCCAAGCCUCUUAAAUGAUGACCCAUUAACAUACACCUGCAAGUAGAAAAAAGAGGUGGAUGAAAACAGGGGCAAAAACAAAGGAAAGUACCAAAGUGGAAGCGUUUCAAUAGUGGAUUAGUAGUUAUCUUAAGAAUGACAAUGAAUCAAUGUUGGUUUGUUUUGUCCAUCCUCUGCGGUCUGCAAUGUAAAGUUUGUGCAUAUGUAUUUGUGAAUGAAGAUGUUUCGUGAUU